CUUGAAAAUCGACGCGGUGCAGCCUUGAUGUGAGCGGCUUUUCUAACUACAGUGUCCUGCGUAUCACGUUUCCUUGCUAUGCUUGGUAUGCUUAAUUGUCGAUAAAAUCUGCGUAGCUCGGCAGGUGUAACUUCGCGAAACAGGAGGAGGAAGCGUCUCGUUUGAAUAUGCGCGCUGAUCGCUUUCGUGAUGCGCGGUCGUCUGCUGCACCCGCGUCAACACUUAAAUAAUUUUGUCGCUCUGCAGCUGGACCAGGUUAUUGGAUUAGAUGUUCACCGAAAUGCCUUUGAUCUUUUAGCGUGCUGCCGUAAAUCAUCUGGAUGAGACCUACGAGUUCAACGGUUAAAGCUUGCGGCGCAUCGACAGAUGGGGUCCGCGCGACUGGAUGGAGAAGCUUUCGGCCGGCGCUCAUUGGAAUAUGACUAUCUACAGCUGCGAGAUGAGAACGUGCACCUCAAGAAACACGCCAGAGAGCAAGAGGAAAAGGCUAAAAAGUUGGCCACGCGGCUGUCAAGAGUUAUCAAUGAAAAGAUCAAACAAGGGGCCACAACCAGUGAGCUGGGCCCCCGGCGUCAGAUGGCAGAAAUGGAGGGGAAAGUAGAAGACCUGGACAACAAGGUUAGGGUUCUUGAGAAACAAAACAUGCAGUUAAGGGGCAAGCUCCAAGUCAGCAGGCAGCUUAUUGCUACAGCUACCCAAUUUCAAGGUCCUUAUUCCAGGGUGCAGCCUCGGGUCAACUCUGGUUUACGCCGUCCCAUUCAGAAGCCUCGUCCAUUUGGAAAUGAGUCUUCAGCGACUGCUGUUUCCUUGCAGAAAAAGAUGGGAGCUUCUGAUUUAGUACAUGCACCCCCAUAUGUGGUGAGCCUCAUCAGGGAAGCAAAAGAGGAAAUUGAGAAACUUGAAGCGGUCGUGGAAUCUCAGCGCUUGCAGUUGGCUGAAGUGGCAGAGCAGGCACGCUUUAGGGAAGCUGAGCUUCAAACAGAGUUGUCUGAGAUGAAGGAACAGGUGAAUCAGGGCCAAGUUCGCUACAUUCAGGGAAAUGUGGAUAUCUUAAGUCUGCGACGAGAUGCAGAACACUACACCCUUAGAGAAUCAACCUUCAAGUCUGAGCUUGAAGCUCUAGACAAGAAAAUGGAGAGAGUGAGUGCUCACAACAGCAGCUUGUUGGGAGAGGUAGAUCAACUGACAUCCCAACUGAGAACAGAGCAAGCAAAAAAUCUUCAGCUUGAAGAGAAAUUGAGUGCUUGCGAGGCUAUGCAAAAGACUCUUGCAGAGCUUGAACAAAGGCUUGCUGAUCUUCAACGGGAGAAUGAAAUAUUGAAAACUGCUAAUGAACAGCUUCUCAACAGCAUUGAAGGGAGUGAUGUGGAUGAAAAUAAGUGGCACGAAGAGGCUGGGACCCUCAAGUUGCAGAUUACGCAGCUAGAAGCGAUUAUCAAGUCCGACAAUGAUGAAAAAGCAGUGCUUGAAAAAGAGCUGGCAGAAAGAAUCGAGCUGUACCGGAGUCUCCAGGAAGAACAUGGAAAUCUUGAGAAGGCACAUGCAGAGGUAACAGCCAAGCUAGAGAAUGUUGAGAAGGACUUGCAGGACCUUCAGAAGGAGACACAUCGCAAGAGUUCGUCAGUGGAUAGAAUCAUCCAGCCUGAAAGUUCAGCAAAUGCUUUUGGGGCAAUGCUAAUAAAUGGCUUUAGUCCCUCUGGCCCCCCAAAUACCAAGCAGUGUCUUGACAAAGGAGUGCAAGCUACACUUCUGGAAAAUGGCUAUGGGGAGAUGACAAAAUUGAAGGAAGAACAGCAGCUGGUCAUAGAAAAAGAACGGCUUCGUAUUGAAGAGCUUCAAAGUUUGCUGACAGAGAAAUCUAAGAAGAUUGAGGCUUUAGAAAAGCAUUUGGCCCGCAUUCCAUCCAAGCAAGUCCAAGUUACCGAAGUUUGUGCGCCAAAUGAAGCGGAUGAUGAGCAUUGCCUUAGUUUGGUAAGAAAAGGACAAAGUUUUUUGGAGAUACAUCUAAACAAGAUAACAUUUGUGGCCUCGCAAGAUGCAUUUGAAGGCAGUGGUCCUCCACCUGUGUUUGCAACAUGGACAUUUGCUGACUUUCAAUCACAGUCAACACCUGUUGCUACUGGAAAAUGCCCAGAAUUCAACUGCACUGCUCGCUAUGCUGUUGCUGUAGACCCAACCUUUAUAGAUUACCUUCACAAGGAUUCUGUCCAGAUUGAAGUUCAAGCUGUGCACGGGGCUGACAUCCAUAGCUUGGGCACCUGCCAGAUUGCUUUGAGGCCUGCACUGCAACAUCCGUUCAAGUGCAACUAUGCUCAGGCAGCACUCGUUGGGGUCCAAGAUGAGCAGCACAAGCACUUUGUUGGAACUUUGAGCUAUUGGGUUCGCUUUUUACCUGCUGCGGAUCCAGCCAGAAGACUGUUAGGCCUUUCAGUGCCAAUGUCCCCACCCAAAGAGUUGCCUCAUUCUGGACAUCAAAGCAGAAAGCAGAAUGGAGAGACAGCCAAAGCUAUGUACAAUGAACUUAAAGUCAACAUUGCUCGCUGCACGGGGAUCUCAUCAAAACAAGGACACCUGCGGAAGAGCUUAUAUUGCUGCUAUCAACUGUGUGACUUUCCCGAGCAACAGACUGGGUUUGCUACUCCUGUUGCUAACAGUGUUGAUUUUCAUCACAUUUGCACAUUUCCUGUCAAAACGGACAGCCGACUUCACAAAGAGCUCCUUUCACAGAGCUUGGUACUAUUAUUGUUUGACGAAGAAGAUACUGAGCCUGGUUCUUUUGUUGGAAAAGCAUCUGUGCCCUUGUCUCCACUGGCCAGGGGGCAGGCAGUGCAAGGGCCUUUUCUAUUAUUCAGUCCCUGGGGUGAGGAUGCCGGCUCUGUGGAAUUAGAAAUUACUUGGGAGCAUGAGUACAAUCCUCCAAGAAAGCCUGUACCUAGAGCAAGAUCGAAAAAUGAACUAGCUGUUCAUAAAUCAAAAAGAAUGCCAUCAGCUCAGUAUCGAGCUUCUGCAUCACGGCUGUUACAAACCAGUGAUAUGACAAAGGACCAGCAGCAUGCUUUGAGGCCACAAGAACCAAUUAUCAAUGAACGCAAAAAUAUUUUGGUGCAUGACAAUAAAGUAACAUCACUGGAAGCGGAAGCUUGUUUAACAGACAAAAGAAAGUUGCAAGAAAAUGAUCGCUCAAAGAGCUCACACUCACGAAAAGGAAGUAGAGAGAGAGGCGAACACGCUGAGAGCAGCUCUUUGACAUCCGUGUCCAGUCUGUCACCUGCAAGUGGAAGUAAUAGUGCCCCAGCAGGUGUAAAAGCCAACAAAGUUCAGAAACAAGGAGAUGGUAACAAUGCUGCUGGUGUGAACAACAGCCUUGCAGAAGAGAGUCAGAGUCUUGAAGAGUUCAGCAAUGGACAAGUAGUAGUUGUCAAAACAGCUGCAUUGAAGAGGAGUGACACAUUUAAGAUUUCAGAUGCUGCAGUUUUCUCAGUGAUUAACCUGGGAUUCUUGCCUGGUGCUGCAGUAUUGAAAAACAAGUCAGUCGAGAUGCUUUUUGUUGAGUUCCAAUUUCUCGACUGCUCCCCAGAAGAACUUGAAACACCAGUUGCCCUGCCAAAGCCAAAGCCUCCUCAACGAAUUGCCUUCAACUUUAGAAAGGUUGUUCAUCUUGAUGCCAACCGCCAUCAAGAGAGGAGGGAAGCCCUGGCUUCAAUGAUGUCAUCUAAAAACCCUAACAGUGCCAUCAUAAAAUUCACAGUGGUGAGUGAACCUUUAGGCAAGAACAAAGAUGCUGAGUGCCAAGAUGUUGGUAUUGCCAUAGUUGAUUUGAAACAGAUUGUAAAAUAUGGCAAAGACAUUAUAGAAGAAGAUGUUGAUGUUCUUGACACAAGGAGCAACAAAGUCAUCGGAAAACUGAAUGUUUCCAUCGAAAUACUUGCGGCACUGAAGCGCAUCCUGGCUGAGAGCGAGCAUACUUCUCAUAUGUCUUCAUAGCUUUAGCCAAAAAUGAAAAGCUUAUUGCUACUUACCACUGCAAUUUAUAUGAAGGACCCCAUAGAGAGAGAUAUUUAUUUCUUGUCUUGAUGUGUUCUGGCCAAGCUCACAGGUAGAGCAAGUUUGGAAAUUUUGAUUUGAAACAAGCAUGGGACAACAGCAAUAUUAGCAAAGCCAACAUAAAACAGGAUGAUCACGCUGGAAGUGUGCAGUUCACCUUAUUUAUGCACUUUUACCACAUCAUGGGUAACUGAAGUAGGCUUGUGCCAUGUGGCUUGUCUCAUUUACUGCCUUAGACUCAUGCAUGAAAGUGUGAAACAGGGAAUUGUUGGGUAGAGUUGAUGUCAAGCAUUCAUCUGUCAGCACCAACUUUUUUGCCGUGAACAGUUGCAGUGUGCUUGAGAAAACGUGCACAUUUUGUAAAAUGCAUAUGCACUUUAAAUGAAUGUACAAAUGUACUAAUGCAUGUUAAGGGCAUGCUAUUAAAACCCAUAAUUAGUUGUGUAUAACCUGUGUAUGGUGUGUUGCUUCUUUUCAAAAUUAAAACAAGGUGUGUAUCAUAAGACGGUUGCAAGAUUUGUAGAACACGGAAAAAUUAACCCAACACUCAGGUUGGCAAGUUAGCUGUUUUCAUUGCUCAUAAGGUUGCUAGCAGCAGUUUCUGUUGAAACCUUGAUACUAUUCUCUUUCCUAUUAAACUUCACAGCACGUCACUGAAUGCCAGUAGACAAAUGUAAAGCAAUAUUCCUUUUGAUGGAAGGCCAUGACAC
Molecule: messenger RNA, 4754 nt
Organism: Dermacentor silvarum
Lineage: Eukaryota; Metazoa; Arthropoda; Arachnida; Ixodida; Ixodidae
Product: protein fantom-like
Exons: 34
Coding region: 367-3984 (1205 amino acids)
Biological process (GO): non-motile cilium assembly
Cellular component (GO): ciliary transition zone
Source: RefSeq, a predicted model, not a curated record